AAUACAAAGACAUCGACAGAGGGCGUCGCUACUCUAAAACAAAAGUGAAGUGAGGCCUGAUGGUAAGGUCGUAACUUCAAAUUAGAACUUCGGCUUUCAACUCAAGUCAAGACGAGUGGAAUUGUGGAAAAGAACAAUCAUAGAUAGAUUUCAGUAUCAUCUCAAGAUCAAAUCAUCACUAUGAAACAGGAAGUAAAUGAAGGCAUGACCCACGCUCAUAUAGGUCAAGACAAAUGUACCACACAAGGUAAAACCAUCAAGGUCAAACAGGAAGUAGAUGAAGACAUGACCGUCACGAAUACAGAUCAAGACCAAUGUAUCUCUCAAGGACAAAGUCAAAUCAUCAAGGUCGAACAGGAAGUAAAACUGGACACGGGUCAAGAACAAAUUACCACAAAAGGUCAAACAAUUCAGGUGAAACAGGAAAUAGAUGAAGACAUGACCAACCCUGAUAGAGGUCAAGUCCAAUGUAUCACACAAGAUCAAAACAUCAAAGUCAAAGAGGAAAACACGUUGACCCUAACUGGUACAGGUCAAGGCCAAUACCCCUUAGAAGGUCAAACCAUCACCAUCAAACUACAAUUACUUGAAGACCCAACCCUCACCAAUAACGGUCAAGACCAGUGUACUUUACAAGACCAAACCAUCAUCAUCAAACAAGAAGUAAAUGAAGACACAACUCUCACCCAUAAAGGUCAAGACCAGUGUACCACACAAGACCAAACCAUCAUCAAUCAAAAAGUAAAUGAAAGCACAACUCUCACCAAUAAAGGUCAAGACCAGUGUACCACACAAGGUCAAACCAUCGAGGAGGUCAAACAGGAAUUAGAUGAAGACAUGACCAACCCUGAUACAGGUCAAGACCAGUGUUCCACACAAGGUCAAACCAUCGAGGUCAUACAGGAAGUAGAAGAAGACAUGACCGUCCCUGAUACAGUUCAAGACCAGUGUACCACACAAGAUAAAGAGUUUGAGAGUGAAGAGGACAAGAGACAAUGUAACAUGACACAAUGCAGUGGAGAGAAGUCAUAUCGGUGUUUACAAUGCAAUAAAGAGAUUGAGAGUGAAGAGGACAAGAGACAAUCUAAUGCAACAGAAUGCAGUGGAGAAAAGUCAUAUCGGUGUUUACAAUGCAAUAAAGAGAUUGAGAGUGAAGAGGACAAGAGACAAUCUAAUGCAACAGAAUGCAGUGGAAAGAAGUCAUAUCGGGGUUUACAAUGCAAUAAAGACUUUGAGAGUGAAGAGGACAAGAGACAAUCUAAUGCAACAGAAUGCAGUGGAGAGAAGUCAUAUCGGUGUUUACAAUGCAGUAAGAUAUUCACAGAUGAGAGCACUUUAAUCGUACAUCUGAAAGCAUGCUUUAGAGAAAAAGGAUCUAUUAGCAAUCUUAGAACAAAGCUAGAUAUGAGCUUUAAGUGCCCCCAUUGUGAUAAGAUUUUUGAUUGUAAUGAUAAUCUAAUGACCCAUAUGGGAAUACAUGAAAAUGGAGACAAGCCUUAUAUUUGCUCUCAUUGUGAGAAGGGUUUUGCCCGAAAGGUACUUCUUACAAAUCAUAUAACAAUACAUUCGGGAGAAAAGCCUUAUCACUCUCAUUGUAAGAAGAGAUUCUUAACAAAAAGAGAUCUUACCCGUCCCAUAAGAACACAUGCAGGAAAAAAACCUUAUCAUUGCUCUAACUGUGAGAAGAAAUUUUCUUGUAAGGGUGAUCUUACCAUUCAUUUAAGAACGCAUAGUGGAGAAAAACCUUAUGCAUGCUCUCAUUGUGAGAAGAGAUUUUGUGACAAAAGCACCUUAUCCCGUCAUGUGACAACACAUACUGGAGAAAAGCCAUAUGCUUGCUCUCAUUGUGAGAGGAGGUUUUCUACAAAAAGUGAGCUUACCCGUCAUAUAAGAAGACAUACUGGAGAAAAGCCAUAUGCUUGCCCUCAUUGUGAAAAAAGAUAUUCUUACAGUACUUAUCUAAAAGACCAUUUAAGAACUCAUUCUGGAGAAAAGCCUCAUGUUUGCACUUAUUGUAAGAAGAGAUUUUGUACAAAGAUUGAGCUUACCCGUCAUAUACGAACACAUACUGGAGAAAAGCCUUAUGCUUGCUCUCAUUGUGAGAAGAGAUUUUCGAAGAAGAGAAAUCUUACCCUUCACAUAGUAACACAUACUCAAGAAAAACCUUAUGCAUGCUCUCAUUGUGAGAAGAGAUUUCGUGACAAAAGCACCUUAACCCGUCAUGUGACAACACAUACUGGACAAAAGCCUCAUGCAUGCUCUCGUUGUAAGAGGAGAUUUUCUACAAAGAGAGAGCUCUCUUGUCAUAUGAUUUCACAUACUGGAGAAAAGCCUUAUGUUUGCACUUAUUGUCAGAAGAGAUUUAGUAACAAGACCCAUCUUACCCUUCAUAUAAGGACACAUACUGGAGAAAAGCCUCAUGCUUGCUCUCAUUGUGAGAAGAGAUUUUAUGAUAAAAGCUCAUUAACCUGUCAUAUAAGAACGCAUACUGGAGAAAAACCUUAUUCUUGCUCUUAUUGUGAGAAAAGGUUUUCUAACAAGACCAAUGUUAUCUGCCAUAUAAGAACACAUACUGGAGAAAAGCCAUAUGCUUGCUCUCAUUGCGAGAGGAGGUUUUCUACAAAAAGUGAUCUUACAGUUCAUAUAAGAAGACAUACUGGAGAAAAGCCAUAUGCUUGCUCUCAUUGUGAGAAGAGAUUUUCUGAUAAAAGAUCAUUAACCUGUCAUAUAAGAACGCAUACUGGAGAAAAACCUUAUUCUUGCUCUUAUUGUGAGAAAAGGUUUUCUAACAAGACCAGUGUUAUCUGCCAUAUAAGAACACAUACUGGAGAAAAGCCAUAUGCUUGCUCUCAUUGCGAGAGGAGGUUUUCUACAAAAAGUGAGCUUACAGGUCAUUUAAGAACUCAUACUGGAGAAAAGCCUUUUGCUUGCUCUCAUUGUAAGAAGAGAUUUUGUACAAAGUCAGAGCUUACCCGUCAUAUACGAACACAUACUGGAGAAAAGCCUUAUGCUUGCUCUCAUUGUGAGAAGAGACAUUCUACAAAGGGUAAUCUUGCCCGUCAUAUGACAACUCAUACUGGAGAAAAGCCUUAUGCUUGCUCUCAUUGUGAGAAGAGGUUUUCUACAAAGGGUGAAUUAACCCGUCAUGAAAAAACACAUAUUGGAGAAAAGCCUCAUGCUUGCUCUCAUUGUAAGAAGAGAUUUUGUACAAAGAUUGAGCUUACUCGUCAUAUACGAACACAUACUGGCGAAAAGCCUUAUGCUUGCUCUCAUUGUGAGAAGAGACAUUCUACAAAGAGUAAUCUUACCAGUCAUAUGACAACUCAUAUUGGAGAAAAGCCUUAUGAUUGCUCUCAUUGUGAGAAGAGAUUUAGUAGCAAGACCCAUUUUACCUUUCAUAUGAGGACACAUACCGGAGAAAAGCCUCAUGCUUGCACUUAUUGUCAGAAGAGAUUUAGUAAGAAGGCCCAUCUUACCCUCCAUAUAAGGACACAUACCGGAGAAAAGCCUAAUGCUUGCUCUCAUUGUGAGAAGAGAUUUUCUGAUAAAGUUCAUUAA
Molecule: messenger RNA, 3558 nt
Organism: Lytechinus pictus (painted urchin)
Lineage: Eukaryota; Metazoa; Echinodermata; Echinoidea; Temnopleuroida; Toxopneustidae
Product: zinc finger protein 271-like
Exons: 15
Coding region: 181-3558 (1125 amino acids)
Biological process (GO): regulation of transcription by RNA polymerase II
Molecular function (GO): RNA polymerase II cis-regulatory region sequence-specific DNA binding; DNA-binding transcription factor activity, RNA polymerase II-specific
Source: RefSeq, a predicted model, not a curated record